AUGUCCCUCAGCCCUCCCAUCUACGGCUCGCCUGCAGACAAGCAGCGUGCUGAGCUUGAAGCACUUGGUCAUCGUCGCGCUCCCCAACGUUCAGGUGUCAUGAGUCCAGCUAGGCUAAAAUUGCAGCAUCUUUACGACCAGAGCACGCAAGGACCGAUAAAAAAGGGCUCGCUGAAACCGGCAGAUGCAGCCGGCAGCGUGCCCGAGAAAGGAAAGCCGCGUUUGCUGCUGAUGGGUCAGAGACGGAGCGGAAAGUCGUCCAUCUCGAGUGUGGUCUUCCACAAGCUUGCGCCUAAUGAGACGCUAUUCCUCGAGUCAACCGCGCGGAUACAAAAGGAUACGAUGGCAUCCUUUAUGGACUUUCAAGUAUGGGAUUUCCCCGGACAGAUUGACGUAUUCGACAACCCGAGCUUCGACAUGGAGGCCAUCUUUGGCGAAAUCGGCGCCCUGAUCUGGGUCAUUGAUGCCCAGGACGACUAUCUCGAGGCUGUCGCGCGUCUCAACACCACCAUCCUUUCCCUGCAGCGCACAUAUCCCAACAUCAACAUCGAGGUCUUCAUUCACAAAGUGGACGGCCUGUCGGACGACUACAAGCUCGACAUCCAGCGAGACAUUACCAUUCGCAUCCAGGAUGAGCUGUCUGACCACGGUUUCGAAAACGCCCCGGUUACCUUCCACCUCACCUCCAUCUACAACCACUCCAUCUUUGAGGCCUUUAGCAAAGUCAUCCAGAAGCUCGUCCCCCGCCUGGGAACGCUCGAGUCCAUGCUCACCAACCUGUGCCGAACGUGCCGCUUCGAGAAGGCCUACCUUUUCGACGUGCUGUCCAAGAUUUACAUUGCCACGGAUACCGCGACGGCCGACAUGGCCAGCUACGAGAUUUGCAGCGACUACAUUGACGUGAUUAUCGACAUUACCGAGAUUUACGGCACGUGGCAGCGCAGCGACGACAGCCGAAAGCGCCUCGAGGGCGAGCCCAUCAACACGAAGCUGGAAGACCAGGUCGCGUGCCCGACGGCGGAGAGCUGCCUCGUCUUGCACGAUAGCCAUAAGCCUAUUAUGCUGCGCGAGGUGGAUCGGUAUCUUGCGCUGGUGGCGAUCAUGACGGAUGAUUCGUACGAUAGGAUGCCGCUGGUGAAUAUGAAUGUCGAGGCGGUGGUGGAGGGGCUGACGGAGUUCUUUGACAUUACGAAGCCUAAGAAAUGA
Molecule: messenger RNA, 1206 nt
Organism: Trichoderma citrinoviride
Lineage: Eukaryota; Fungi; Ascomycota; Sordariomycetes; Hypocreales; Hypocreaceae
Exons: 3
Coding region: 1-1206 (401 amino acids)
Biological process (GO): positive regulation of TOR signaling; regulation of autophagy; cellular response to starvation
Cellular component (GO): nucleus; fungal-type vacuole membrane; Gtr1-Gtr2 GTPase complex
Molecular function (GO): GTP binding; GTPase activity
Source: RefSeq, a predicted model, not a curated record